AUGGCUUCGACCAUCAUCCAGCCUCCGCGCGGCCCCAACUCUCUCACUUUCCAAUUCGCCACCCCACAACACUCCACCACUAAACCGACCGAGCCCACACCCGAGCUGGCCUCCGCCAUCAACAUGCACUCCAAGCUCCUCGCCGUGCUCAGCCUGUGCGUCGCCGCCUCCGUGCUGCAGGCGACCGACGCUGGUGCCGCCGCUCCUGCAGGCCUCUCGCCGCACCGCCACCUCGGCGCCAAGCAGGAAGACUACGGACACCACCCGCGCCACCACGAUCACGACAAGUACUACCGUCGCCGUCUCGAAGACGCCAAGAAGGCCACCGAGUCCUCGGACUACGACUACGGCAAGGACAACUACGGCAAGGACCGCAAGGACGACUAA
Phytophthora sojae is the source of this 387-nucleotide messenger RNA. RefSeq lists its product as hypothetical. Bases 1 to 387 code for a protein of 128 amino acids. The record is from RefSeq and is a predicted model, not a curated record. The transcript has a single exon. NCBI's taxonomy places the organism in Eukaryota, Oomycota, Peronosporomycetes, Peronosporales, Peronosporaceae.